GGUCGAAAUUGAGAAUUAGAAGAAAUUGUGGAGGCACUUGUCUUCUGCGUGACUCAGCUCCAUUGUGACAGCCCCUAGCUGAUCUCGGGAGAAUUACGCUUGCUUGAGGAUCGUAUAAUUAGAGGCACAGGAAUCGCUGGACCUCUAAGUUUUUAGACGUUUACGAAUGUUCCGAACGAUGCAACGAUUUUACGUGUUUUCCUUCGGUACUCCUGUCCUCGAUGCAUCAGGAUUCCCCUUCGCCUCUUCGCAGGGGUGAAGCUUUCCUUCUUUGGAUGGUGCAUUCUUUCGUGUUUCCUGUUCCAAUUGCUCUUCUGGCGUUUUGCAUCUUCGAGAGUUAUGAGCAUAGUUCGUUUGCACAAGUCAAUUCUCCUAUAUCCCCUUGAUUCGAGGUAGUGAACCCAUUCCGAGGCGCUAUCUGAUCACAGGGAGAACUGGAUCACUCGGGUUACGAAUAGUCAAACUCAAAGCAGCAUAAUCCGAAACCUUUGAAGCGCGUGGUGAACAGCCGGGGUUUCAGUCCAAGCUGCACAAUUUCGAUCCACCAGUGCCACCCAACACAUGGCACCUCCUUCCGCAAUGGAUUGGGCUAAAGCGGUAGUGUACAAGCCAAUUGAGAUAGACGACGACGUAGAAAUCGCACUAUCCAACCGCAGCAAUACCUUAAACUGCAACGAGAAAAUCGACCCAUUGUUGUGCGACGAACCUGAUGAAGACGAGAAACCAAGAAGACAUUUGUCGAUUAGGAAUUAUCAAAAGCUCAAGCAUUAUUGUCUUUGCAGUAUCUUGGUCAUCAGUUCUAUAAUCGCCCAAUUCGACUAUGUAGCUUACAAAUUCUCCAUUUAUUCCUCGCAUCCUGGUGAGACGAUGCUCAGGCCCUGGCUCAUAGUUCUCAUGUUCUGCGAGUGCUUGUAUUUCAUCACCACCCUGCUAUCGGCAGUCGACCAUCUGAUACCGCCAAGCAACCGACCGGACCUGGGAUUACUAAACACUAGCCUGGCCAACACACCAACAGUGGACAUUUUCAUUCCUUGCUGUAAGGAGCCCACUGAAGUACCUAUAGAAUCUGUCAAGGCAGCUCUAGCUCUUGACUACCCUGUUGAUCUAGUAAAGGUGUUUGUCCUUGAUGAUGGCGGCGACGACGACCUCCGAGCCUUUUGCGAUGCCAUCAAGGUUGAGACUGCGGGGAGGGUGGUGUACAUUCGCCGAGAGAAGAAGGAAGGGGUGCCCCAUAACUUCAAGUGCGGCAACAUGAACAAUGGGCUGAAGUACUCAAAUGCUGAGUAUGUGGUUAUGAUGGACGCGGACAUGAUACUCCAUCCCUCCUAUCUGCGUCGACUCUUGCCGCACAUUGUGAGCUCCUCAGACGUGUCCUUCGUCCAGAUCCCUCAGGCAUUCUACAAUCUCCCAAUUGGAGACCCAUUGAACGAUUGUUCCAGCUUGGGUUAUGACCGAAUUCUCCCGAGCAGAGACACCCUGGGAACUGCAGCCUGCGUCGGCACUGGUGCGAUGUUUCGUCGCAAGUAUCUGGACCAUAUUGGUGGAUUCCAGCCGCAAUCCAUCACAGAAGACACAAUGACGGCUUUCACGUUAUGGAACCGAGGGUACGAGUCCGUGUAUAUCGAUGAGAAGCUGCAGAUCGGGCUUACUCCUUGGACAUUCGAGGGUUAUAUCAAACAAAGGACGAGGUGGGGGAAGGGUGCAAUCCAGCAAUUUUCAGCUUCUGCGAGAGCUUGUUUGGGUAGGGAGAGCCAGCUCAACUUCAUUCAAAAGAUCUUGUACUUUUACCACACUGGCUACUACUUCGUCUCUUUUGUCAAUGUGCUGUUGAUGGGGACUCUGCUAUGCGCUCUAGCCUUCAACUGGAAUCUUUCGGUCGGGACUGCAGCUGAAAAUGCCACUCUUGUAAAACAUCUAGCAAUAUACCUGUUGAUGUUCCGCGUCACAUGGUUCGCUCUCUGGCUAAACAUGCCCCAGGGCCUCAUGAUGCGCAACAGAGAGGAGUCCCACUUCUGGUGGAUCACGCCUUAUUUUUUAGAAAUGUGCAUCGAAUCAUUGGUUGACUUCAAAUCGACUUACGACUUCGUGCCCACCAGCAACAUUGACAAAAACGCUGCGGCUGCUCAGACGUCACAAUCCGGCCCAGUUUCUUCGUGGCUUACGAAGUACAAAAACCAAGUGGGUCAAGUCAAGUAUCAUUUAGCAUUUGUGAUCACCUCGAUGGCUGUGGUGUUGUACCGCGCCUCUGGUGCGUUCUUCACCGGCAACUGCAGUGAGAUAUUCCUUGUAGUGGGGCUUUCUGUCUUCUUCGUCAGUGUGGGAGCACACAUGAUGAUUCCCGUAAUAUACGUCUUCUUCCCACCCAGCUUCAAGCCUUCACAGCGCAAGUCUCUUUUGCGGUACAACGCUGAUGGGGUUCCUCAGUUCACUCCCGAAGAUGGUAUUCCCAAGUGGUCAUCGGGAGUGAUCCCUUACGAGAUUCUGACAUGGAUAAGUCUGGUCUUCUGGUUGGCAGCCUUGGUGUUCGUGAUCGUUGACCCUCUCGGUGCUACCUUACAAUCAAGGUGCAAAGCAUGAUUUCGUAGCCCUGGUGAACCUGGCAUCUGCCCUCAUAGUAAGGAAAAGUAUCGAUUACAAGGCCAUCCUACUAUUGAAAGGGAAAUCGUUACCUUGACGGUUUUCACGGAAUUUUGCAAUGUCUCUAUGAUAAAACAGAUCGUGGUAACUGGUUGGCCAUGGUUUGGUAACCGGUCAAGCUUACAUUCAGUGUCAUUUAGUGUCAUCGUGUCAUUUAGUAGUGAAGACUCAGGCUCAUUUCUUAACCGGCGCCCACAUAUAAUGAUUCUUCAAUACUGUAGAUGGCCAGGAUACCUGGCUUUUACCAAUUGGUACCUGUAGAUUGUAUGAAAAGAUCAUAUCUUUGAAGCUUAGAGCUGACGACGUUGUGAUUACAUCUUCCGUAGGCACAUCUGAUUUGUAGCAAAGAAUUUUGUCCUUGUGAAUAAGAGAGCUUCAUACUUGCUGAUUUCGUUCU
Molecule: messenger RNA, 3034 nt
Organism: Physcomitrium patens
Lineage: Eukaryota; Viridiplantae; Streptophyta; Bryopsida; Funariales; Funariaceae
Source: RefSeq, a predicted model, not a curated record